UGGGUAUCUGCAACGCCCCCACGACCUUUCAGCGGGCCAUGAACAUGACUUUUCAGAAUUUCGUGAGAAAGACUCAUUUGGCACAGAGCAUCAUCAACUACUGCGUGAUUGUGUACAUGGAUGAUAUCUCGGUGUACUCGAGUUCCUAUGAGGAACAUGUGCAGCACAUCGAAUGGGCACUGCACGCGUUACGAGAUGCGGGCUUCAAGGUGGCGCUUGAGAAGUGUCAAUUUUUUCUCACCACCAUUUCCUUCCUAGGGCACGUGGUGACAGACAAGGGACUCCAGCCGGAGCCACAGAAGGUGGAAGCUGUCAGGGAUGCGCCGUUGCCUACAACUAUCACGCAAGUUCGCACCUUUUUGGGCCUGGCCUCAUACUACCAAAGAUUUAUCAAGGGCUUCGCAGCAAUUGCGGGACCCCUCACGAAUCUGCUGCGCAAAGAUCAGCCAUUGAUCUGGACACCAGAAUGCGAUCAAGCGUUUUUCAAACUCGAGGCCGCUCUCAUUUUGACUCCGGUCCUUAUAAGACCGGAUCCUGAAAAGCCUUUUGUUCUCAUCACUAACUGGCAGCCAGAGGCAAUUUCGACGAUCCUUGCCCAGGUGGUACCAAGCGGACUCGAGAGUGUGGUGGAGUAUGCCUCCAAAUCGGUGCCAACUUGCAAGCGCAACUACACCACUCCAACGGGGGAAUGCUACGCGGCUCUCUGGGAAUCAGCCACUUUCACGCUUACCUUCCCUCUUAUCAAUCCUGGACAUUGGCGGUUGUGGCGCGAAACUUUUGAGGAGAUGUCUUUCUGCUUGGCCAUAGUACAGGCAACGUGGACACAGACUAGCGGGCAUCCUGCGUGGAUCGAAAAUCCGAAGCUGCUAAUCAUCCAAGCUUGGAGGACUAACGUGGAGGGCGAUCUUCUUGGCUUUCUCUUUGGAUCGGUACAGCCAGGGCGCCGCCAGUUGAUUGCUCAAGAGCUCAUCGCACCGAUCGUGCAAUUGGCGGACGAUCUCUUGCCCGACAUCUACUUACAGACUGACGACAGUCCUGCUCCGUACAUUUUCGAGCGAUCAUUGGAUCCGUACCUUCAGUGGACUGCGUGCUUGGAGGAACCCAAGGACGAGGAUACGCUACCAUCGCGGCAGGAGUAUCUCAAGCCGUACGAUAUCAUCCCUCACGCCUUCUAUCCCAGGGCAGAGGAAGUGGUGAUCGACGACGACGAAGAAGACGAGGAAACAUCGGAGGAGGGAAGCUAUAGUGAACAUAGCGAGGGCGAGCUAAGCGAAGGAGAAGAGAAGGAAGAAGAAACCGGAUCUAAGUGGGAAGCCUUGCCGGAGGAAGCGACGCGUAUGGGAACGGAGGUGGAAGAUCCGGAAGCGGCGCGAAAGCGCGAAGAAAUUGCCACCGGGAAGCGCCAGCUGGAGUUCGCAAGCGAAGCUAGCCUGCGCAUCGGUAACGAUCCGACUAGGGAUCCAGAGCCGCCGAAGCCCGAAGAUGGCGACCCUGCAGCCGCCACCUCAAGUACCGCGCGAUGGAGACGGAGCCGAUCCCCCUCCUCCUCCAACCCCACCCAUCCCCCAGUUCGCCCACGUACCGAUGCGGGCGAUAGGCCUUCGUCCUCGGACGCUGUCCCGCCGACCCCUUGAUUUCCUCACCCUCGAGCAGAUCCGUAACCCCGUCA
This is a messenger RNA of Chara braunii, 1669 nucleotides long. The record is from the annotation of a GenBank genome assembly. NCBI's taxonomy places the organism in Eukaryota, Viridiplantae, Streptophyta, Charophyceae, Charales, Characeae.